AGUGCAUCGCAGCUAUAUAUAACGUCAAAAGAGUUAUUAGUAUGACCUCUUUUAUCAGCUCUUUUUUUUCUCCUGCAUAAGUGUCAAACACUCGUGCCGUCACACUGUAACGACUUUCCUACAUCUGAACAGGGGACAAUGAUCACAGACGGCCUGCAAUCAACCGAUGCUCCCCACUGAACGCAGAAAGUAAAAGCACAACGCACCACCGCGGCCAAUUCACUGUCCGUUACAAGAGUGAGCGCGACUCACGCGUUAUGUCAAAUUCUCCCGCCAAAAAAAACGUCAAACACAAGUCACGACACGAGUUUCGUCCGAAAACCUUUAACUUUUUUUUGGGAAUAUUUAAAGUCUUUUUAUUUGUUUAAAGUGCGUCGAACUCCGGAGUGCGCCGUCCCCAGUUUCAUAAGUGCUUAUAGAAUGUUAUUGUGUGGUCGCGCAGUGAAAGUGGCGUGACGUAAGAGUUACAUUAGAGCUGUUAUUAUGGCGGAUAUCGCUCGAUUCGGGAAGCGGUGUCUUACUGUUUUCGGAAUUUUUGGUGUAAUACAGAUAUUACCAGCGGGAUGUCAGUACGCAGACCACCACAUGGGUAGGUAUGCAUCAAUUCUUCUAGUCGCCCCCUACCUCUUGCCUCAAGUACAGACUUUACAACGUUCUUUCCAUCUUCCAGUAAGCUUCGUGCAGAGCCCGGGUGACUGGAACAGACACUCACAGCAAAGGAACCCCCCAUGGCAUCAGUUCUCAUCACCAAGAAAAAGAUCUCCAGACCAAAGCGCUUACUACGCAAAUAACCAGUACGACCCUCAGUAUGGCUUUAACAAUUAUGGUCCUCAACCUAAUCAAAUUGGUAAUCCCCACUAUGGACAAACCCAAAACUAUCCGGGACAACAUUUCCCCGGACCGCAAUAUAAUAGCAGAUCAUCCGUAGGACUGAUCUAUUCUGAUCCAACAUAUCAGAACGAUCCGAGGUUACUGUCAGACUCAGCGUUCACGAAAAUUUCUGAAACCCUCGGUGCUAUCAAUACCGUCGGUCACUACCUAGUGGAUAUGGUCAGUGACUCUCGAGAUAGGGAUGAAAAGGAUCCCAAUUUACAACGGUUGCCGCAUGCUCUGUACACCAUAAGUAAAAAUGUUUUAGGCCGAAACGUUACCGAUAAAAUAGCGCCUAUCGUAAAGAAGGCUCUACCGAACGUAUUACCCGAUGUCCCUGUUUCAAAAAUAACGAAUAUUGAGGCAGAAGAAGACAGAGGAGCUAUAUGUUCAACACCUGAGAACGAGGAAGGCUACUGUGUAGAUUUGUCGAAUUGUCCGAAACUGCUGCUGAACUUCAUGUACCUCCGAGAAUCCUUGUGUUUCAAGGAUUCGCUUGUCCCUGGAGUCUGUUGUCCGAAGUACGCGAUCACACCUUCGGAGAAACCGGUAGUGGCUUCAUCUAGUAAACCGACACUGUUAGUACCAGUGACAACUCAGAAACCUAAGCCUGUGGUGACUGAGAAGCCGUCAGCGGUGUUGGUGCUCACGACGAAAAAGCCGAAGCCGAUUACCACCACGAAACGGCCGCCCAGCACCACGCGGCGGACGACCACUACUACGCGCCGCCCGCCCACCACCACGGUGACCACACCCAGGACUACAUCAUAUUACACAGUCGCGCCACCUGUUAUCAGCAAUUACUCUAACAUUGUUGAUAUUGAAGACUGCGGCCAACGAGAAGACGAAGGUGGUCGCAUCGUGGGCGGCACAGAAGCCAAGUCCGGCGCGUGGCCGUGGAUGGCCGCCAUCUACCUGCACAGCCCCAAGGGCCGCGAGUUCUGGUGCGGCGGCACGCUCGUCAACAAGAAGCACGUGCUCACCGCCGCGCAUUGCACUCGGGACUCCAAGCAGAAACCAUACCCUCCCCGUCAGUUCAGCGUGCGUCUGGGCGACGUGGACCUGGCGCGGGACGACGAGCCCUCGCGGCCCGUCACGUUACGCGUCACCGACGUCAGGACACACAACCAGUUCUCAAGGGUCGGCUACUAUAACGAUAUCGCUGUGCUGGUGCUUUCAGACAACGUCCAAAAAUCGAAAUACGUGAUACCAAUAUGCCUACCUCACGGAGAGCUAAGACGGCAGCAGUUCGACGGAGCUAUCGCCACAGUGGUGGGGUGGGGCAACACGCGCUACGGCGGCGGGGAGAGCUCCAAGCAGCUGGAGGCCAGGAUGCCGGUGUGGAGGAACGAGGACUGCGACCGAGCCUACUUCCAGCCCAUUACUGACACGUUCCUGUGCGCUGGGUACGCGAGAGGCGGUGUUGAUGCUUGUCAGGGUGACUCAGGAGGACCUCUCAUGCUUCAAGUGAAAGGCCGUUGGGUACAAAUAGGGGUGGUUUCGUUCGGAAACAAGUGCGGGGAACCGGGCUACCCAGGAGUCUACACCAGGGUCACACACUACUUCAACUGGUUACAAGAAAACUUAAUUUAAAUAUGUAACGUAUAAGUCAACGAGUUCGAUAAUUUAUGUUAAUUAUUACGUAAAACAUGUUAAUGCAACGAGUCACUUGUAGUUUAAUAUUUAUUAGAGAAUGAUAAUAAAUAAGAAGAAUUGUUAUUUUUAAUGUUGAAACGAAAUUAUCAUUUUUAUUAUCAAUUAAUAUCUUAGUUAUCAACUGGACCUAUUCCUUUUAUUCAUAGUAAAUAGUAAAAAUAGCACUCCAUAGUUUUUCAGGUUUAAUACCUCUCACCCAGUUACCAUGUUUCAAGAAUAAGUUAGUUAAUUUAAGUAACAAUUUGUAAAAAUAUUAAUUUAUUUUUUACUCAUAAUUAUGCGUACAUAAAUACUGCACUCGAUCUAUUUAUUAGCAGGACCACAGCUGGACCUAUUUACUUAAAAAGAUAAAAGAUAUUGUGAUAAUUUUAUAAUUUAA
Trichoplusia ni (cabbage looper) is the source of this 2905-nucleotide messenger RNA. RefSeq names its product proclotting enzyme-like. Gene Ontology annotation, biological process: proteolysis. Gene Ontology annotation, molecular function: serine-type endopeptidase activity. The transcript has 6 exons. NCBI's taxonomy places the organism in Eukaryota, Metazoa, Arthropoda, Insecta, Lepidoptera, Noctuidae. The record is from RefSeq and is a predicted model, not a curated record. The coding region runs from base 484 to 2463 and encodes 659 amino acids.